Molecule: messenger RNA, 990 nt
Organism: Kickxella alabastrina
Lineage: Eukaryota; Fungi; Kickxellomycota; Kickxellomycetes; Kickxellales; Kickxellaceae
Product: transcription initiation factor IID, 18kD subunit-domain-containing protein
Exons: 1
Coding region: 1-990 (329 amino acids)
Biological process (GO): transcription by RNA polymerase II
Cellular component (GO): SAGA complex
Molecular function (GO): transcription coregulator activity; protein heterodimerization activity
Source: RefSeq, a predicted model, not a curated record
AUGGACCCCCACCGCGACCGUCCGACAAAGUACCGCUACACCACUGAGAUCCAGCAGAUGAUGUUUGUCUUUGGCGAAGUCCAGGACCCACUGCCUGAGACCACCAUGCUCAUCGAGGAUAUCGUGCGCUCCCAGGUCAUCGAGAUCAUCGUCAUGGCCGCCGCCCAGGCCCAGCGCCGCGGCUCGCGCUUCAUGGCCGCCGAGGACUUUAUCUUCCUCAUCCGCCACGACCGCACAAAGGUCAUGCGCCUGCGCGAGUACCUCAGCUGGAAGGACGUGCGCAAGAAGGUCAAGGAGCGCGAGGAUGCCGACAACGAUGUCAUCGACGACGCCGCCGCUGACAAGCCCGACCGCGGCGCAUCCAAAGUCAAGAUCAGGCUGUCAUGGGAGCUCGCCACCACCUUUCUCGACAACAUCAACGACGACGACAACGACAACGACAAUGAGGACGAGGAGAUGCUCGACGCGCAGAGCGACUCCCUGAAGCGCCUCAAGGACGCCGACGACGUCACGAAGCAGAUGACGCGCGACGAGUACGUCCACUAUUCUGAGUGCCGCCAGGCCUCUUUCACCUUUCGCAAGGGCAAGCGCUUCCGCGAGUGGGCCAACAUGGCUGCAUACCUUGACACAAAACUCAACGACGAGAUCAUCGACAUCCUCGGCUUCCUGACCUUCGAGAUGGUUUCCAAGAUCACAGAGUCCGCCCUCAAAAUUAAGCGCGACCUAGAGAAGGCCGCCAACGACGCCCAGUGCCUGGUCGAAUCCAUGCCCACGCCCACGCCCACGCCCACGUGCAGCCAGCAACAACCCCAGAAACUGCCCCCCAAGCUGGCCACGUCAACCGUCUCGCUCUUCUCUGGCCCCCCAACAGCACGCACGCCGCUGGACGUCCAGCACGUCCAGGAGGCCUUCCGCAGAUUGCAGCGCGCCCCGCAACCCAUCCGCAACUUCAAGGGCGGACUGACCAGAACACGCGUGUCCUUUAUUUGA